AUGGUGCCCCGGUGCGGAACACACGCCCACGCCCGCGGGCAGAGCCCAGGGACCUCCGCCGCCACCCAUGCCUGUACCCUCCUGUUGUUGUUGGUUCUACGCGCUGGUUGCUUGGGCUCAGGGCAAGCCCUUGGGACCCUGUCCACAGCCGACCCCGGGGUCCCCUGCGCUAGCGAAGCCACCUGUCCUUCAGACCCGCCUCGCCUUUCCCAAGAGGACAUGACCACCGUCCAGACACAAUCACCUGUUUCUGAACCCGACUUUUACCAUACCUGCGGCUUCUCCCACGAGCAAGACCCCACCCUCAGGGACCCAGAGGCUAUGGCUCGGCGGUGGCCAUGGAUGGUCAGUGUGCGGGCCAAUGGCACACAUGUGUGUGCAGGCACCCUCAUUGCCUCCCGGUGGGUGCUGACUGUGGCCCACUGCCUGAUCCAGCAUGACGUUUUGUAUUCAGUGAGGAUAGGGAGUCCGUGGAUUGAUCAGGUGACACAGACUACUUCUGACGUCCCAGUGCUCCAGGUUAUUGUGAACAGCAAGUACCGGGCCCAGCGGUACUGGUCCUGGAUUGGCCGGGCCAACAACAUUGGCCUCCUCAAGCUUAAGCAGGUGCUCCAAUACAGCAAGUAUAUCUGGCCCAUAUGCCUGCCUGGCUUGGACUUUGUGCUGCAGGAGCAUGCCCUCUGCACUGUGACGGGCUGGGGACUUCCCAAGGUUGAUGGCAUAUGGCCCCAGUUCCGGACCAUUCAGGAGAAGGAAGUCACCAUCCUGAACAAUAAGGAGUGUGAUGACUUCUACCACAGGUUCUCAAAAAUUCCUUCCAUGAUUCAUGUCAUCAAUUCCCAGAUGAUUUGUGCACAGGAUGUCAACAGGGAACAGUUCUGCUAUGAGAUGUCUGGUGAGCCUUUGGUCUGCUCUAUGGAGGGCACGUGGUACCUAGUGGGAGUGGUGAGCUGGGGUGCAGGCUGCCGGGAGAGCAAGGCCCCACCUAUCUACCUGCACAUCCCCUCCUACCAACAGUGGAUCUGGGAACUGCUCAAUGGGCAGCCCCUGGCCAUGAUGGCCCCCUCCAGGGCCCUGCUCAUAGCACUUCCACUCCCGCUUAGCCUCCUUGCUGCUCUCUGACACUCU
Nycticebus coucang (slow loris) is the source of this 1128-nucleotide messenger RNA. It is a transcript of the gene PRSS50, whose product is annotated as serine protease 50. The record is from RefSeq and is a predicted model, not a curated record. The transcript has 6 exons. Lineage: Eukaryota; Metazoa; Chordata; Mammalia; Primates; Lorisidae. Gene Ontology annotation, cellular component: endoplasmic reticulum. The coding region runs from base 1 to 1122 and encodes 373 amino acids. Gene Ontology annotation, molecular function: threonine-type endopeptidase activity; serine-type endopeptidase activity. Gene Ontology annotation, biological process: proteolysis.